GGAACGGAUGUUUUACUACGUGAUCAACGUUGCAAACGUUAACCGCAUCUCCUGAGCCUGAGCUUCUGAGCACUACUCCGAGUCAUCCAGCGCGAAACGUGAAAUGCCCCCGUAUUCCGCUCCUAAGCCGUCUGAGGCGGCUCUCAACGCGUCGUAUAGACAGGGAUACACACGACUCUGCCCCGUUGAUGUUCCUCGCCUCGUAGAUGUGGCGCGUGCCGCCCUUCGACUACACCCAUCCACCAUACCCGUGACUGGUCUCCGUAUACUUGGUGCUGGUGUUUUCAACAAGGUUUUCUUCAUGCAAUUCGGCUCUAUUGCUGUAAUUGCCCGAGUCCCAUUCAACACACCGGCCCGGGCAGCGCGCGACCCAGUCCGGCUCAUAUCCCAGAUCGCUACGUUGGACUUCCUCAGCAUCCACAUACCGACUGUCCCUGUACCGAAAGUCCUCGCUGCUUCACCCGAUAGCCAGAAUCCGCCAUGCGCGCCGUAUGUCAUAGCGGAGUUUUGCAAAGGGACACCCUUGACGAUUCAAGAGUGGUAUACGGACAUGUCGGUGACGAGCCGUGGCAGAGCCAUCGACCUGCUUGCCGAAAUGUGGGUCAAAAUUACUGCUCCAGUACCUUUCAAGACCAUCGGCAGCAUCAUGCGCGGUAUGUCGAGAAAGGAUGGCGCGGGGGAUUCGCCUGUUUUUCGCAUCAUGCCCAUGAUUCCGCAAUACCCCCAGGAAUGGACUGCACUGCUCGAUCCAUCGACGGAGACACGUCCUGGUCCCAGGAGCAUUGCUAAUCACUGGGCCGCGCGGAUGAAAGAACAAUGCGACGAUAUAAUGGCGACAUUCCCAGAUCAAGACCAUUCUGUCCUCAUAGUGGACGGGUGUGCCAGAGGCUCUCAACAUACGUUGGGGAAACUCUGGCAAUGCGUACGAGCCAUGCAGGAGCUCACCGACAUAGCUGUUUUUCUGGACCCCCUGGCUCAUGCGCCCGCGAUGGCACUCAUGCACGCGGACUAUUCGUGCUGGAGGAAUAUACUCUUCUCAGCAGACCGCACGCGCAUAGAAGGCGUCGUUGACUGGGACGAUGCUAUCGUCAUUCCGCGCGAUCUCGCAGCUCUAUACCCCGAAGAGCUGACGCAUGAGGCUGGCAGCUGGCGCGUUGAUCCGCCGGACGUAUUCGCCAUCCCACCGGGGACGCUGUACGAGGAUGAGGGCCUAUGGGAGACGGCCAUCGAGGAGACGAAGCAGAGACGGAUGUUCAGAGAGGCUGUGGGAAGGCGGGACCCACAGCUGGCGGGACUUUACACGGAUCGCCGGGCAAGGCUGAGAAGAAGAGUGGACAUUCUUGUUCGUGAUGGAUGGUCUGCUUGGCUGGAGCAAGACAAAUGGGUGCUGGGACAGGGUCUCGAGGAGGCGCGUGCUUUGGCUAGAAGUGGAGGGUGAAUGGGAAGGUCUAUAAACGUAUCUCUUGCUCGACGAUUUGGUUCUGCUGAACCCUGUAUAUGAGUUUCUUGCCAUUACGCACUAGUGGUUCAAGAUAUGAUCGUUAUGAAGUUUUGAAUGUACUCUUCACUAGGCGGCGUUCUCUGCAAGCGUUGAUUUUCCUCUGUUGAACAGUCAUACGCCUGUUUUAUAACACGCUAC
Molecule: messenger RNA, 1639 nt
Organism: Rhodofomes roseus
Lineage: Eukaryota; Fungi; Basidiomycota; Agaricomycetes; Polyporales; Fomitopsidaceae
Exons: 2
Coding region: 104-1438 (444 amino acids)
Source: RefSeq, a predicted model, not a curated record